This is a messenger RNA of Chilo suppressalis (striped riceborer), 958 nucleotides long. NCBI's taxonomy places the organism in Eukaryota, Metazoa, Arthropoda, Insecta, Lepidoptera, Crambidae. The record is from the annotation of a GenBank genome assembly.
GCCUGUUGUUAAAAAAACUCUCACACAUUCUUCAUUAUUUAAGUGUGUAAAACUAUCAAAAUUAUUGCUAAUUUCAUAAAAUCCUUUGCGACCAUGGUGCAAAAGGGGCCUCGUCCUUUGGUGCUGUGUGGUCCAUCGGGAUCUGGUAAAAGUACUUUACUUAAACGUCUUCUUAAAGAAUUUCCUGAUAAAUUUGGAUUCAGUAUAUCGCACACUACGAGAAACCCACGGCCGGGUGAGAAAGAUGGUGUACACUAUCAUUUUACCAGCAAGAGUGAUAUGAAAGCAGCCAUAGAAAGAGGUGAAUUCAUUGAAACUGCAACCUUCAGUGGGAAUAUGUAUGGGACAAGCAAAAAGGCAGUUGAUGAUGUACGUCUCACUGGAAAGAUCUGCAUUCUCGAUAUUGACAUAGAAGGCGUGAAACAAAUCAAGAAUACUGAUUUGGAACCUCUGUUGGUGUUUGUUAUGCCACCAUCGAUGGAAGUACUGGAGACCCGUUUGAGAGCUCGUAAUACAGAGAGUGAGGAAUGUUUGAGGAAACGCCUAGCAACUGCACAUCGGGAACUUGAAUAUGGCAACCAACCUGACAAUUUCCAUAUCGUAAUAAUGAAUGACACUUUGGACAAGGCAUAUUCAGAUCUACGUGAGUUUAUUGCUCAGAACACUCAAGAGGAACAGCAAGAUUCUGCUGCAGAUGGAAAAAAUGAAAAGGACAACUGAACAUUUGAAGGAAGUUCAUGCUUUUAUUUUUAAAAGUAGGAAUUAAAGGUGUCUCUAUCUCACUAGGAAACUAUAUUGGCGUCCUCUAUCGUGCAAUUUUGAUGGACACCAACUAAUGAAUAACAAAUAUCUAAACAGAUCAUUGGUCCUAUUUGCUAACUGUUGUUGAGAGAUGGAAGUGAUAGCCACCACGGUAUUUUAUUUACUGAUCCACUACUGCUUUACUUAUUAUAACGCC